GGAAUUCUGACCUGGUGAUACACCAGAGGAUUCACACUGGGGAGAAACCGUAUGGUGUCCAGAUUGUGGGAAAAUUUCACUCGAAAUUCUGACUUGGUGAUACACCAGAGAACUCACACAGGAGAGAAACCAUAUGAGUGUCUGCAUUGUGAGAAAAGUUUCAGUCAGAACUCUUACCUGGUGAUACACCAGAGGAUUCACACAGGAGAGAAACCGUAUGAAUGUUCAGAUUGUGACAAAAGUUUCAGUCGAAAUUCUGACUUGGUGAUACACCAAAGAACUCACACAGGAGAGAAACCGUGUGAGUGUCCAGAUUGUGGGAAAAGUUUGACUCGGAAUUCCAAUCUGAUGAUACAUCAAAGGACUCACACUGGAGUGAAACCAUAUGAUGGUCCAGAGUGUGGGAAAAGGUUCAGUACUAAAUCGAAUCUGACAGCCACAUGAAGUAAUCACACAGGAGAGAAACCUUAUGAGUGUCCAGAGUGUGGGAAAAAUUUUAGUCCGAAGUCUGACUUGUUGAUACAUCAGAGGAUUCACACAGGAGAGAAACCCUAUGAGUGUCCGGAUUGUGGGAAAGAUUUUAGUACUAGGUCUAGCCUUAUAAUCAUGUAGGUUUAAUA
Molecule: messenger RNA, 620 nt
Organism: Thamnophis elegans (Western terrestrial garter snake)
Lineage: Eukaryota; Metazoa; Chordata; Lepidosauria; Squamata; Natricidae
Product: zinc finger protein 436-like
Exons: 1
Coding region: 52-444 (130 amino acids)
Biological process (GO): central nervous system development; regulation of transcription by RNA polymerase II
Cellular component (GO): nucleus
Molecular function (GO): DNA-binding transcription factor activity, RNA polymerase II-specific; RNA polymerase II cis-regulatory region sequence-specific DNA binding
Source: RefSeq, a predicted model, not a curated record